Carassius gibelio (silver crucian carp) is the source of this 489-nucleotide messenger RNA. RefSeq names its product interleukin-1 beta-like. The record is from RefSeq and is a predicted model, not a curated record. NCBI's taxonomy places the organism in Eukaryota, Metazoa, Chordata, Actinopteri, Cypriniformes, Cyprinidae. Bases 117 to 425 code for a protein of 102 amino acids. The transcript has 3 exons.
UCCUCGUUGUGACGUUGUAACGAGAUUUGUUACCUCCCCUUUCUCUGCUUUGCCCGCCCAAAUAUUUACAUAUAAUUCAGUCGCAAUGUCAGCACAGGCGUUACAAACAGACUUUUAUGAUAUGGAUUCGACAGCACCGGCACAAACAAGCAUUCGAGACAGACUCUGACAGUGCUGACUCUGAUGAAAUGGACUGCCCAGAUUUUCUCGGCAUGAGAUGCCAAUGCGACAUACAAGAGGACUUCAAACUGGAGAUGUCUUCGCAUCCUCACAGCAUGAGACAAGUGGUGAACAUCAUCAUUGCUGUGGAAAGACUGAAGCACAUCAAAGAAAUCUCUCCUGGCAAGAUUUGUGAAGAUUCGCUGCUCAGCUUCUUCUUGGAGAAUGUGAUCGAAGGUACAAUUAGCAAACUUUUAUGCAACUGAAACUGGCUUCUGGUGGUUUGAUAGCUGGUCGAGAUGGUUAGAGCUGGAAGGACCACCUUAACCA